AUGGAGAGCACAUACCGAAAUUACACAGAAUGUGAAACACAGGUAUGUCUGAGUGAAAUGAGAUCUCAUUUAAGAACUUGGGAAAAAUAUAUAGAAAAAUAUGGGCCUCUACAGGAGCUUACAGGUGCUGGAACAAGGUUGCUUGUUCAGAAGGCCUAUCAUCUCCUUCGUGCUUCUUGUUCUCCUGAUGCUCAGAAAAACUUGAACAUUUAUCCAUACACAUCUGAAAACUGCACUAACCUGAAAACAGUGUUUCCACUGUGCAACAAGACCAUACUCUAUAUUGAGAACUAUAUACUCCUGUGUUAUUGCCAAGGUGAAGAAGACGAGGAUGAGCUAGUGGACCACUCUCACCACAGAUUGGAAAGGAGAGCAUGUCCAAUUUGUUGUUUAACACCUAGGAAAGAUCCAAGCUGUUUCAGCAGAAAUUUUAUCAGGCAUCUUCAACUAAGACAUGCACUACAUUAUGAGGACUAUAUAGACAUAAACACUGUUGGAGAAGUUCUUGUUGAAAGAGUUCUGGAUGGGUCAUUCUUGGAGUAUGUGCAUGCAAGUCAUUCCAACAGCAUGUAA
Messenger RNA from Pterocles gutturalis (yellow-throated sandgrouse), 573 nucleotides. RefSeq names its product ring finger protein 125, E3 ubiquitin protein ligase (gene RNF125). Lineage: Eukaryota; Metazoa; Chordata; Aves; Pterocliformes; Pteroclidae. Gene Ontology annotation, molecular function: ubiquitin protein ligase activity. Gene Ontology annotation, biological process: protein polyubiquitination; ubiquitin-dependent protein catabolic process. The record is from RefSeq and is a predicted model, not a curated record.